AUAGAGGCUGCUGAGCUCUAUGGGGCCAAGCGCUUUGAGUGAAGCUGAAAUGGACCAGUUCUUGAACACUGCUGGAGGAGCGGCCAUCCCCAAGAAGCCAAGGAAGAAGUCAAAGACUUCAACCAAACAAGUGGAUGAGGGGAGGACCAGGAAAGAGGCAGUGCUUGCGGCUUCAGCUAAGACGGAGGAGGAGGUGCCACAGCUGAAAAGGAAGGGCUGGGAGGAGUGGAGGACGCUGCAGAAGAAGCAGAGGGUGGUGGAGGAGGAGACGGGGAAUGAGGUCCCUGUGUUCGUACCUCAGCCUUCUCCUGUUGAGCUGGACCCUGAGCUCAGACAGUUGGAGGAAGGGGCUGAGGUACGAGCUCCUGGUAAGGGAAAGGGCCUUAUUCCCCCACUAGGGCCUCAGAGCAGCCUGUUCGAGGCGAAGAACAUAACGGGGGCUAGGUGGUUCAUCAACAACACCUUCCCCGAGGUGGACCAAAGCAACGCGCGGGAGGAAGCUCUGAGGUAUGGUGGAGCGUCCGUGGUGAAGCAUGUUCUAGAGAGGCAGCGGGACCAGCUGCAGAAAGAGAAGGAGGAGUUGGAGAAGAAAAAUAAGGAGCUGCAAGAGUCUCUGAACGAGGUGGUUCCAACCGUUUCACAGUUGGAGCAGGAGAGGGCUUCCCUGAGCACCAAGCUCACUUUUGAGGAGAGCAAACGAAGGAUCGCUGAAAGCGAGCGUGAGGCUCAGGCGCAAGAAAUGAAGCUGAUGACGGAGGCAUUCAAGGAGUUGAAGGGGAACAUGCGGAAGUUGGUGCAUAAUGGGAUGAAGGAGCACAUCAGCAACUUCAUCAGUUCCAGCUCCUUUGAUAGCAUCGUCAACUUGUACCGGCUGCCCACUGCCAUCAUCGCUUUCACAGACUGCAGAAAGAAGGUGAAGGCUCAAUAUCCCAAAGUGGAUGUGACAAAGAUCACCUUCGGCGAGCAAGAAGGAGGAGUGGAGGAGGAUGGCGAGAGCAUGUCAGCAGACUUCCGUCCUCAGAUUAAGCUGAGGUGGGAGGAUGAUGUAGACGGUCUUGCUGUUUUUCCUCCACAGUUCGACUUUGAGUUCGUUGUAGUGGAGGAAGAAGGGGCAGGGCCUCCUCUGCCGGACGAGCAGCAGCCAACUCAGCCACCUCCUUUAGCUGAGCAGGAGCCAGUGGAGCCACCUCUCCCAUCAGGGAAAUAAUUUUGUUUUUUGAUUUUUUGUAAAGAUAGUUAAACAGUUUGUAAUAUGUAUGUUAUUCUGAAUGAAAAUUCAUUUUUGAA
Messenger RNA from Rubroshorea leprosula, 1287 nucleotides. Lineage: Eukaryota; Viridiplantae; Streptophyta; Magnoliopsida; Malvales; Dipterocarpaceae. The record is from the annotation of a GenBank genome assembly.